Alternaria arborescens is the source of this 1536-nucleotide messenger RNA. RefSeq lists its product as hypothetical. Gene Ontology annotation, molecular function: protein binding. Lineage: Eukaryota; Fungi; Ascomycota; Dothideomycetes; Pleosporales; Pleosporaceae. Bases 1 to 1536 code for a protein of 511 amino acids. The transcript is spliced from 2 exons. The record is from RefSeq and is a predicted model, not a curated record.
AUGGAGACAAGAUCUCCCGAAACCCCAAGCGAAACAUCACAGACAACCAUUCCGCCGUUGCUGAACCUGCCUUCGGAGUUACUCCAUGAUGUACUCCGCUACCUCCAUCUCUCCGAUCUUCUUACAGUGGGCAUGGUCAGCAAAUCCUUGCGCCAGCACACUCUCCAGGAUAUACUUUGGCAAACAUUUGUACAAGCAGAAGUCCCCGCCAUUACCAAACCCGCACACCUGACAUGGCGCGACCUCUUCCAGCAACACCACCCAUAUUGGUUCAUCGCCAGGCGAAAGAUCUGGUUCGCCGACACCGCGCACACGGGCAAGCUCCUCAUCGCACGCUACGACCACCGCCUCGACGCAAUCGAAGCUUACGCCCUUGUAGCCGAACGCGGCGUUCCGUCUGCACUAUCGUGGGAGCAGCACCCGGAAGCCAUAAUCCACACCUUUAACCCAAAGAUACGCCUUGACCUCAACGCGCCUAUUGUCCGACUAAACAAAGAUGCCUACGAAGAAGCCAUUGGACCCAUCGGCUAUCGUCUCCAGAAGGAAAUUCGAAUGAGCCUCUACCGCGACCGGCAACAGCAAGCCGCGAGUCUGUUCUCGCAACUCAUGCUCACGCGCCCCUGGCCCCAAGCCAUCACGGGCGAUGCAACACCUGUAUGGCCACCUCUCACUUUGCCCAGUCAAGACCGCACACGCAACGACACUUCGCCAUCCGGCUUUCGCCAACCAGGCCAGAAACCCGCUACCUUGACCCAGCUGUCCACAUCCACAUUUCGCAUCCGCCGGUGGAUGGAGUUCUCCACACGCGCACUCGGCCUGGGUAUGCGCAUCGGCGAGGACGUGACGACGUGGGCCACGCUACCUGAAGAAUGCUACACGCCGACCAAGCAGAAACCGUGGCAGGGCAUCUGGUGCGGCGAUUACGCAGGCCACGGCUGCGAGUUUCUCGUCAUCAUGCAGCCAGAUGAGGCGGAUGCAAAGCCGCUGCCAGAACGGGCCUUGUGGGCAAUGAGGGCGAGGGAACGAGAGGGCAGUGUUUCUAGUGAAGGGAGUUGGACCACGGCGCCUACAGAUGUUGCGUCCGAGGAUGGCGAGGGCAGUGUCUCAGCAAUGGAGACUGCAGAUGACCUGGAAGAUAGCGUUGCUACGUUGCAGGAAGCGUUUCAUAUCAGCCAGGGUAGUGGACCGGAACACACCGCUAGCACUGGACAAGAAGAAGACCCGGACGUAUAUCGUGGUCGCAUCGAAGCUGUCAAGCUGACAGGCGAUCCAAAUAUUCCACGCGGAGAAUUUACCUUUAUAGCACCCGAUAUUGGACCUAAUGGCUUGAUCCGCGUCGCCAAAGAGGAGAUCUUCAAGGGCGCGAGGAUUGUGAGAAGUGUUGGGCAUAUCGCUGCUACAGGCUUCAGGAACGACAAUUACAUGACGAGUCAACUCAUCCUCAUCUCGCAUGACCGGUUGGCGCAGUAUUGGGAAACCUUUGGGCAUGUUUCUUUCUAUCAACGAGUCGAUGUCGAGGCUCUUACUAGGAUAUGA